AUCAGAAAAGGGAUCAGAAAACACCACACGAACCCAAACAACGCGAGUUCAGAAAUCAGAAUCAUCAUCAUCAUCUAAGAGAGAAAAACGAGGGUGCGCGCUUCGGAAAUGUGGCGGUGCGUGGCUCGUGCUGUUCGCGGAUCAUCUUCCUCAGAGAGAUCCAAUCUUUCUCAUCAACCACUUCGAUCUCAUUUUUCAAGAUUCUUCACCAGUGGUUCUUACAAUGUGGUGGAUCAUAAAUACGACGCGAUUGUUGUUGGUGCUGGUGGCGCAGGGUUGAGAGCCGCUAUUGGACUCUCUGAACAUGGCUUCAACACUGCGUGCAUCACCAAGCUCUUCCCGACUCGUUCACACACUGUUGCAGCUCAGGGUGGUAUAAAUGCUGCAUUGGGAAAUAUGACUGAAGAUGACUGGAGGUGGCACAUGUAUGACACUAUCAAGGGAAGUGAUUGGCUAGGAGACCAAGAUGCCAUCCAAUAUAUGUGUAGGGAGGCACCAAAAGCAGUGAUUGAGCUUGAAAAUUAUGGACUGCCAUUUUCACGAACCGAGGAUGGAAAGAUAUACCAGCGUGCAUUUGGUGGUCAGAGCUUGAACUUUGGAAAAGGUGGUCAAGCAUAUCGUUGCGCAUGUGCUGCUGAUCGUACUGGGCAUGCUUUAUUGCACACUCUCUAUGGCCAGGCUAUGAAGCAUAAUACCCAGUUUUUUGUAGAAUAUUUUGCAUUAGAUCUUUUGAUGAACAGUGAAGGUAGUUGCCAAGGAGUAAUUGCCUUGAAUAUGGAAGAUGGAACAUUACAUCGAUUCCAAGCAUCUUCAACCAUUUUGGCCACUGGGGGUUAUGGUAGAGCAUACUUUUCUGCAACCUCAGCACAUACAUGCACUGGUGAUGGCAAUGCCAUGGUUGCUCGUGCUGGGAUCCCACUUGAGGAUCAAGAGUUUGUGCAAUUUCACCCAACAGGCAUAUAUGGAGCUGGUUGCCUUGUCUCAGAAGGGUGUCGCGGUGAAGGUGGAAUUCUUAGGAAUAGUGAGGGUGAGAGGUUUAUGGAAAGAUAUGCUCCUACUGCGAAGGAUCUUGCAUCACGAGAUGUAGUUUCUAGAUCAAUGACUAUGGAGAUUCGGGAAGGUCGUGGUGUAGGAAAACAUAAAGAUCACAUCUAUCUUCACUUGAAUCACUUACCUCCAGAUGUUCUGAAGGAGAGACUACCUGGUAUAUCCGAAACUGCAGCUAUUUUUGCUGGUGUGGAUGUUACAAAGGAACCCAUUCCUGUCUUGCCAACAGUGCAUUAUAACAUGGGUGGUAUUCCCACAAACUAUCAUGGAGAGGUGGUUACCAUUAAAGGUGAUGAUCCAGAUGCAGUAGUUCCUGGAUUAAUGGCUGCUGGGGAAGCAGCCUGUGCGUCAGUGCAUGGUUCCAAUAGGCUUGGUGCAAAUUCACUUCUGGACAUUGUAGUUUUUGGUAGAGCUUGUGCAAAUAGAGUUGCAGAAGUUCAUAAGCCAGGGGAGAAACAACAGCCUUUGGAGAAAGAUGCUGGUAUGAAAACGAUUGCUUGGCUUGACAAAUUUAGAAAUUCGAAUGGGUCUUUGCUACCUUCAGAAGUUCGGUUGAAUAUGCAACGUGUAAUGCAAAACAAUGCUUCUGUUUUCCGCACAGAAGAAACAUUAAAAGAAGGUUGCAAAUUAAUUGAUAAAACAUGGGAGAGCUUUCAUGAUAUCAAAUUGAAGGAUCGGGGUUUGAUAUGGAACACUGACUUGAUUGAGACUAUUGAGUUGGAAAAUCUUUUGAUAAAUGCCUGCAUCACCAUGCACUCUGCUGAAGCCAGGAAAGAGAGUAGAGGUGCUCAUUUCCAUGAGGACUUCCCGAAAAGAGAUGAUGAGAACUGGAUGAAACACACUGUGGGAUACUGGGAAAAUGAGAAGGUGCGGUUAGACUACAGGCCGGUGCACAUGAAUACUUUGGAUGAUGAGGCUGAACCAGUCCCUCCUUUUGCUCGUGUUUAUUAAUAUACUUGCUACAUUAUGACGGAUGGCUUAAACGGAUUGUUUCACAAAGUAUCAAAUGAAUAAUGCAUGUAAAAAAGGAUUCACUAAAGUGUUAUCGAUGCAUGACUUUGAUAAAUUCAUCAAAAGCUCGAACUGAAAUAUUCCAUUGUAUCCUGAAGCUAAAAUGUCUUUCAAGUUGAGAAUAAGAGCAAUAAAUCCCAUUUACUUGUGAGAUUA
This is a messenger RNA of Lotus japonicus, 2214 nucleotides long. Its product is annotated as succinate dehydrogenase [ubiquinone] flavoprotein subunit, mitochondrial. The coding region runs from base 109 to 1998 and encodes 629 amino acids. The transcript has 16 exons. The record is from RefSeq and is a predicted model, not a curated record. Gene Ontology annotation, molecular function: flavin adenine dinucleotide binding; succinate dehydrogenase (quinone) activity; electron transfer activity. Gene Ontology annotation, biological process: tricarboxylic acid cycle; mitochondrial electron transport, succinate to ubiquinone. Lineage: Eukaryota; Viridiplantae; Streptophyta; Magnoliopsida; Fabales; Fabaceae.